CGAACUGCCCCUUCACUGCUCUUCUCAUCUACUCGGGUAAAUCAUCCAUAAUUUCAUGUACCAAGAAUGCUCGAGAAGGUAUUUUGGUUGGGCUGCAACAGUUCCAUAGAGGAACUUCUGCAGUUCAUGGAUUUUCGAAAAUGGGAUCAGUUGGACCAUGAUUGUUUGGUGAAUAUCUUUGCAAAAGUCGGAAGAGGUGAUACGGAGUCAUUUAUGGAGUCAAUGCUCAUGGAUGUUCCUUUUGUCUGCAAGUCGUGGCAUAAAGCAAGCCUUGAUCCUAAAUGUUGGGAACGUCUCAUUUUUCCCAUCAUUUCUACUAGUCUUUAUAAUACUGAUGUUGAAACUGAAGACUGGACUUGUGAUCCCUUUUUAAAAAGAUUUGUUUCUGAAUAUCGAAUCAAUAAGAGCUUCUCCAUCACUGCAUUCAUAAAGUUUAUGGUCAAUCGUAGCAAAGGAUGUGCUACUGAAAUCAGGCUACCUGUGUGCGCUUCGGAAGAAGCACUGAAACAUGUUGCAGCUUCGUGUCCUCGCCUAAAGAAUUUGUCUUUACCUGCUGAUGUAGUCUACUAUAAAUCAAGGAUGAUCCCUGAUAUGAUUGGCAAGUGGAAAGAUUUGGAGAAUUUGUUAAUGGGAAGCUGCUACCAUGAUAUGGAGAAAAUCAUUUCACAAAUAGGCCUUCACUGCAAGAAUUUCUAUUUCUUAUGUAUUCCUGACUGUCUGGUUUGCGAAGAUGCUGCAUCGGCAAUUGCAAAGUUGCCUAAUCUUAAGCACAUAUUCAUGCAGAACACAAAGAUUGAACGGGAUAAUUUUGUUAAAUUACUGAAGGGCUGCAAAAAUCUUGUGUCAUUGGAUGCCAGAAAAUGUCUUGGUUUCGAUGCAGGUGAUAAGGAAAUAUCAGAACUUGCUUCUCAUAUCAGUGAUUUCAAAUGCCAAGGUUCUAGAGUUUUUGAUCGCCAUUCUGAGGAGGGAAAAUAUGUUUGGUUUCAUGAUUUUGUGUAUGAUGGAUACUGAUGUGAGGGAAACUGUUUUGGAUUUGUCAUCUUUAGUAUAGUAGAUGCAGAUCAGGAAGCCGCUUUCAAACCAUCUUUUGUGCUGGAACUCUAUCAACGGAAGAAUUGGAAUCUGCGAUGGUGUUUCUUUAAAAUAUUUUAUAGUUUGCUGGCUGGUCAAUGGUUACUUGGUGGAUCAUCCCAGUCCUUAUGGUUGUUGUUGUAUGAUUUUUCUUUUGCUUGUGUCCAGGUUGUGUCGUGUCUUUACCUUUGCUAGUCUUGAGAAAUUUCAAUGUUUGGUAAUGUGAUUGGAAAUGGGGUUAAAGACCUUGCUUGAAACUGAGACACACAUGUCGGUGAAUUUAUAGUGUGCUGAUUAGAACGUAGAACUUCUGCAGAUGCUUGUUAGUUGACCUCAAUGUGGCUUCAUCUAGACUCUCAUUUAUAGUGUCUGUACUCGCAUCUGCGAUGAAUCUCUUCUGCAGAUGAAUGUGUUUUUCAUUGGAAAGCUUUAGCUAGAUCAGAUAGUAUAGUGAAGUCUGUUGAAGAGAGAAGAUCUCACAUUAGAAAAGUGUGAAAUGAAAUAUAACUUGUAAGUGGGUGGAUCACACCUA
Molecule: messenger RNA, 1603 nt
Organism: Rosa chinensis
Lineage: Eukaryota; Viridiplantae; Streptophyta; Magnoliopsida; Rosales; Rosaceae
Product: F-box/LRR-repeat protein At3g48880
Exons: 4
Coding region: 67-1011 (314 amino acids)
Source: RefSeq, a predicted model, not a curated record